Hypoxylon fragiforme is the source of this 1225-nucleotide messenger RNA. RefSeq names its product mitogen-activated protein kinase HOG1. The coding region runs from base 1 to 1074 and encodes 357 amino acids. Gene Ontology annotation, cellular component: nucleus; cytoplasm. Gene Ontology annotation, biological process: osmosensory signaling pathway; protein phosphorylation; stress-activated MAPK cascade. The record is from RefSeq and is a predicted model, not a curated record. NCBI's taxonomy places the organism in Eukaryota, Fungi, Ascomycota, Sordariomycetes, Xylariales, Hypoxylaceae. The transcript is spliced from 9 exons. Gene Ontology annotation, molecular function: ATP binding; MAP kinase activity.
AUGGCCGAAUUUGUGCGAGCCCAGAUCUUCGGAACGACGUUCGAGAUCACGUCUAGAUACUCGGACCUACAACCCGUGGGCAUGGGUGCCUUCGGUUUGGUUUGUUCUGCAAAAGAUCAACUCACCAACCAAAAUGUGGCUGUCAAAAAGAUUAUGAAGCCUUUCAGCACACCCGUCUUGGCGAAGCGAACAUACCGAGAAUUGAAGCUUCUGAAGCAUCUCAGACACGAAAAUGUCAUCUCGCUCAGCGACAUCUUUAUCUCUCCCCUCGAAGACAUCUACUUCGUUACGGAACUCCUCGGAACAGACCUGCACCGUUUACUUACCUCAAGACCGCUAGAGAAGCAGUUUAUUCAAUAUUUCCUAUAUCAAAUCAUGCGAGGCCUGAAGUAUGUCCAUUCCGCCGGCGUCGUUCAUCGUGACCUCAAGCCCAGCAACAUCUUGGUCAACGAAAAUUGCGACUUGAAAAUUUGCGAUUUCGGCCUUGCUCGAAUCCAGGAUCCUCAGAUGACCGGAUAUGUCUCGACAAGGUAUUAUCGUGCGCCGGAAAUUAUGCUCACCUGGCAAAAAUAUGACGUGGAAGUCGAUAUCUGGAGUGCUGGGUGUAUCUUUGCCGAGAUGCUGGAGGGAAAGCCUUUGUUCCCUGGAAAGGACCACGUCAACCAGUUCUCCAUUAUCACCGAGCUCCUCGGCACACCCCCCGAUGAUGUUAUCAACACAAUCGCGAGCGAGAACACUUUGCGAUUUGUGAAAUCGCUACCAAAGCGGGAGCGGCAGCCACUGGAGAAGAAGUUUAAGAACGCGGACCCCGCAGCCGUGGAUUUACUUGAACGCAUGCUCGUAUUCGAUCCCAAGAAGCGAAUCACCGCCGCCGAUGCUCUAGCACACGAGUACCUCGCGCCUUACCACGACCCUACUGACGAACCCGUCGCGGAAGAGAAAUUCGACUGGAGUUUCAACGAUGCUGAUUUGCCUGUGGAUACGUGGAAGAUCAUGAUGUACUCGGAGAUUCUUGACUAUCACAAUGUGGAGUCUAGCCACGUUGGAAUUGAGGACCAGUUCAAUGGUCAGUAGAAGGCGCUGCAGAUCAUAGACUGGUUUUGCGGACUGCAAACAUACUGUACGGCAACGAUACCAUGGUUUAAGGCAAUUUGCAUAUAAAUGCAUACAACCCCAGACUUGAUUCAUGUCCCGGCGUUUCGAGACUGGGUUAUGGCUUGGACUG